This is a messenger RNA of Pantherophis guttatus, 1961 nucleotides long. NCBI's taxonomy places the organism in Eukaryota, Metazoa, Chordata, Lepidosauria, Squamata, Colubridae. The record is from RefSeq and is a predicted model, not a curated record.
AUCACCGGUACCGGCCUCGCUUGUCACCUGGAGGUCGGAGGAGCGAGCCGGAGGAUGAGUUCAGGUGCCUUUUUCUCUCGCAGGCUGGAUAGGACGGAAAAAGCCGGAGGACUUGGGGAAGUCAGGUUGCCUUUGCUGCCUUUGGUUGGCGCGCUCACCGCGCCCUUAGACUCGAGCGGCUGAAGGAGCGGACAGGUGAAGGGAUCGGAGGAGAAACCGGCGGCUUCGGUUGUAAAUUCUGUAAUUCUGGGCUGGCCGGUUAGGUUUCUGGGAGCGUGUCACUCUUCUCUUACCUGCGGGCCGGUGGAUGGGCUCUAUUUACACCUGGCCGAGCUAAGAGUCAACCUAUUUUCCAAAGCACCUGAAGUCUGGACAAUGGAUGGAAACCUGAUCAAGGAGAGAUUCAACUUAAAAAUAAGGAGAAAUUUUCUGACGGUGGGAACAAUACACCAAUGGAACAGCUUCAAAAGUUGUGGGAGCUUCAUCCCUGGAAGCUUUCAAAAAGAGACCGGAUUUCCAUCUGUCAAAAAUGGGUCAUGACUCCAAUCUACCAGCACAUCUUGGCCUUAGAAUUUGCCAUCAAAGAAAUCAACAGAAAUCCUCAUCUUUUACCCAAUCACACCUUUGGAUUUCAGAUCUAUAAUACCUACUUCAUGACCAGUUGGACAUAUCGUGCCUCAUUGGAACUUUUCUCUAAAAAGAGCCAGUUCAUUCCUAAUUACAACUGUGAUGCACAGCAUCGACCAAUAGCAGUCCUUGGAGGACCUACCACUGAGGUCCAACCUCUAUCUUGGUGUAAUAGUAAGUGCCAUUCAGGUUCUACGAGAAGCAAGAUAGAAGGGAAGCCAUUUUGUUGCUAUAAUUGUCUACGAUGUCCACAUGGAAAGAUUUCCAACCAAGUCGACAUGGAUGAUUGCUUUCAGUGUCCAGAAGAUCAGUAUGCAAAUGUGAAGCAGGAUUUGUGCCUUCCAAAGACUGCAACAUUUUUGAUGUAUGAAGAAACUCUGGGGAUCAUUUUCGCCACUUCUGUGCUUUUCUUUUGUUUGGUCACAUCUGGAAUCCUUUGGAUCUUUAUUAAGCAUCAGGACACUCCCAUAGUCAAAGCCAACAACCGGAAUCUCACCUAUGCUCUCCUUAUUGCUCUCUUCUUUUCUUUUCUUUGUUCAUUAUUAUUCCUUGGAAAACCUGAAAAAGUGACGUGUCUCCUUCGUCAAACUAUUUUUGGUAUCAUCUUCUCUGUGGCCAUUUCUUGUGUCUUGGCCAAAACCAUCAUUGUGAUUUUGGCAUUCAUGGCCACUAAGCCUGGGUCUAAGAUGACCAGAUGGGUUGGAAGAAGAUUAGCAGUGUCUAUCAUAUUGUGCUGCACCUUGCUUCAAGGAUUUAUUUGCACUAUUUGGCUGACAACCUCUCCCCCAUUCCCAGAUGCUGACAUGAGUUCAGGGGCAGAAGAAAUCUUUCUGGAGUGUAAUGAAGGAUCAGUCUACAUGUUCUAUUGUGUCUUGGGCUACAUGGGCUUCCUUGCCAUUAUUAGCUUUACAGUGGCUUUCCUAGCAAGAAAAUUGCCUGAUGUUUUCAAUGAAGCCAAGUUUAUCACCUUUAGCAUGUUGGUCUUCUGCAGUGUGUGGUUGUCCUUUGUUCCAACAUACCUGAGCACCAAGGGGAAAUAUAUGGUUGCUGUGGAGAUCUUCUCCAUUAUAGCUUCUAGUGUUGGGCUACUGAUUUGUAUUUUUUUCCCUAAGUGCUAUAUCAUUGUCCUGAGACCUUCUCUAAACAGCAAACAGCAGCUAAGAAGACAAACCCACAAAAAAACAUAAAUUAUAUGUCUCAUUGUUUUAGAUUGUUGUAAGAAAACAGAAUCAUUUAAUGUUCUGAUCCAAUAUCACUUACUUAGAAUAAUGGUUUCUAAUCUUCAGGUCUAUUUCUCACUUGAUAGACAAAAUAAAAUAUUGUCAUUUACAUAC